AUGGCAAGUAACUGGCGACUUAGACAUGGACGUCUAAUCCGAAAGCUGAUGAUGACUUCGGCCCCGCCCUUCGCAAAGCAUUUGGCGUCCAAUGACAAGAAAACGCGCGACAAGGCGGUGAAAUCGCUCGCCACCUUUCUCGCCAUGGACGAGCGGGACCCGAUCUCGAAGCCCGACAUGGACAAACUAUGGAAGGGAAUCUUCUACUGUUUCUGGAUGUCCGAUAAACCGCUCGUCCAACAGGCCCUCGCCGCCGAUCUGGCCGAGCUGCUGCUCACAACAAGCUCCACGACCUCCGCGCUCUCUUUCUUGUCUGGAUUCUGGGAAGCUAUAGUGCGCGAGUGGAAUGGAAUAGAUCGACUCCGGCUCGACAAAUACUACAUGCUUGUGCGGAGGUUUAUAAACGCCACAUUCCGACUGCUGGCUGGCGCCGACUGGGCUGAGGACGUGUGCAACACAUAUAACAAAAUGCUCACUCGCGAGGGUGGUCCGCUAUGCCCUAAUGACCAGCGAGUUCCCUCUGGCCUCGCAUAUCAUCUGGCCGACAUCUACUUAGAAGAGCUGGACAAAGCCGUCGCAGCGACAGAGCCACCCCCACUUCCCGCCCCGCUGUCCACCCUGCUCUCGCCGUUCAUCUCUCUGGCGGCACAAACGCCCACCAGCAUCACCUACAAACGGAUACAAUCCGAGGUCUUCUCGCCUUUGCUGGAGGCAUUAGCAGCGGACGACGCCCCACCCGCGAAAAAACGGCGUUUAGAUCCAGACUACGCGGCGCUGCUUGCCAAUGCGUGUUUCGACCAGCCGUCAACAGGGAAACUCGACCCGACCACGCUGCGGCAAAAGCUGUUGCGGAGGAUAUUCGAUGUGGCUAGCGAGCCAGAGACGCGGGACUCGAGUCGGCGGAAGAUGUAUGCGUUGUUUAGGCAGAGUACGGGCGAGGAAGACUGA
Molecule: messenger RNA, 948 nt
Organism: Mycena indigotica
Lineage: Eukaryota; Fungi; Basidiomycota; Agaricomycetes; Agaricales; Mycenaceae
Product: rRNA processing protein
Exons: 6
Coding region: 1-948 (315 amino acids)
Biological process (GO): rRNA processing
Cellular component (GO): nucleus; preribosome, small subunit precursor; preribosome, large subunit precursor
Source: RefSeq, a predicted model, not a curated record